This is a messenger RNA of Plectropomus leopardus (leopard coralgrouper), 675 nucleotides long. The record is from RefSeq and is a predicted model, not a curated record. Lineage: Eukaryota; Metazoa; Chordata; Actinopteri; Perciformes; Serranidae.
UUAACGUCACACGUUCCUGUUGCACAUUUAUUUUGUCAUUGUGUGUGUGUGUGUGUGCGCGUGCGUACAGGACAUGGAGUUGCUCCCAGAUGGAGACCUGACUCUGAUCGGGGACAGAGGAGCCACACUUAGCGGGGGACAGAAAGCUCGUGUCAACCUGGCCAGGGCUGUGUAUCAGGACGCAGACAUCUACCUGCUGGACGAUCCUUUGAGUGCCGUGGAUGCCGAGGUCGGGAGACAUCUCUUCGAACAGUGUAUCUGCGGCCUGCUGAAGAACAAGCCUCGUAUCCUGGUCACCCACCAGCUGCAGUACCUGAAGGCAGCCGACCAGAUCGUUGUCCUCAAAGAGGGUCACAUGGUGGCAAAGGGGACAUACACAGAGCUGCAGCGGUCUGGGGUGGACUUCACCUCCCUGCUGAAGAAGGAGGAAGAAGAGGAGCAACAGCAGCCUCCUCAAGACAUCCUCGCCAGGAGCAGAACUCUGUCCCAGAACUCGGUGCUCUCGCAGACCUCCUCCGUGCAUUCGGUGAAAGACGGAGACAAUCUACCGGUUAGUGCAUCCUUUUUCUGUCUUGGUCUGACGCACACAGUGAACACAGUGAUCACUUCACACCGGCUUCAACAUUUAUCAUUCACAGUUACUGUGAAUUACUGUGAAUGUGAAAUACAUCAUAG